Molecule: messenger RNA, 1499 nt
Organism: Saimiri boliviensis boliviensis (Bolivian squirrel monkey)
Lineage: Eukaryota; Metazoa; Chordata; Mammalia; Primates; Cebidae
Source: RefSeq, a predicted model, not a curated record
GGCGUGGAGGCGGCGACGGCGAGUGCCGCGGUGCGGGCGAGCGGGCCGAGCGGUCCCCGCGGCCUCCGGACCCGGCCAUGCUGCGCUGGCUGCAGGACUUCCUGCUGGAGGCGGUGGCCUGCCAGGAUGACGAUGACUACUUACGCUACGGGAUCCUCUUCGAAGACCUGGACCACAAUGGGGACGGCGUGGUGGACAUCAUCGAGCUCCAGGAGGGACUGAGAAACUGGAGCUCCGCGUUUUACCCGAACUCCGAUGAGGUAAUUUUUAAGGCUGGAGAUACCAAUGACGAUGCAGUAUUGGACUUCAGAGAAUUUAUGCAGUAUCUUCAAGACCAUGAGAAGAAAAUGAAGCUGGCAUUUAAUAGUCUGGACAAAAAUGAUGAUGGAGUAAUAGAUGCCUCAGAAGUAAUUGCUGCUUUGAAAUCUUUGGGUAUGCAUAUUUCUGAAGUCCAGGCAAAAACAAUUCUGAACAGCAUGGAUAGUGAUGGGUCAAUAACAGUAGACUGGGAUGAAUGGAAGUACUACUUUUUACUUCAUCCUGCAGCAAAUACCACUGAAGUUAUUCGUUUCUGGAAGCGUUCUACUUUAAUUGACAUAGGAGAGAGUAUAGCUAUUCCAGAUGAAUUUACUGAACAAGAAAAGCAGUCUGGAGAAUGGUGGAAGCGUUUGGUGUCAGCAGGAAUAGCUAGCGCAGUUGCACGGACAUGCACGGCACCUUUAGACCGCUUGAAAGUCAUGAUGCAGGUUCACAGUUUAAAGUCAAGGAAAAUGAGAUUGAUUACUGGUUUUGAGCAGUUAGUAAAAGAAGGAGGAAUUUUUUCCCUUUGGCGAGGAAAUGGUGUAAAUGUUUUAAAAAUUGCACCAGAAACAGCACUCAAGGUUGGGGCCUAUGAACAGUAUAAGAAAUUGCUUAGUUUUGAUGGUGCUCAUAUAGGAAUUUUUGAAAGAUUUAUAUCUGGAUCAUUGGCUGGUGUAACUGCCCAGACCUGUAUUUACCCCAUGGAGGUAUUAAAGACCAGACUGGCUGUAGGUAAGACUGGAGAGUAUUCAGGCAUUAUUGACUGUGGCAAGAAGCUUCUAAAACAAGAAGGUGUCAGAUCCUUUUUCAAAGGUUUUGCUCCUAACUUGCUAGGCAUUGUACCUUAUGCAGGUAUAGAUUUUGCUGUUUAUGAGGUUUUGAAGAAUUAUUGGUUAGAAAAUUAUGCAGGAAACUCUGUGAAUCCUGGGAUAAUGAUUUUGCUGGGAUGUAGUACGUUGUCUAAUACUUGUGGUCAGUUAGCCAGUUUCCCUCUGAACCUUAUUAGAACUCGCAUGCAGGCUUCAGUGGAAAAAGGAAAAAUAACUUCUAUGAUUCAGCUCAUUCAAGAAAUAUAUACCAAGGAAGGAAAAUUGGGAUUUUACAGGGGUUUCACCCCAAAUAUCAUAAAGGUGCUUCCUGCAGUAGGCAUUGGCUGUGUGGCUUACGAAAACGUGAAACCACUUUUUGGAUUAACCUAG